CAGAGAGGAGAAAAAAAAAGCCAUUUUGUGGCGCCCCUAUAGACUGAAAGUCUAAGGCGACUGGCAGUCUGCAGAUCCCGAACAUCAGUGCCUAUUCCUGUGUGGCAAGCCAGUACAUCAGGACAACUAUCAGAAAGGGUUGAGCUUGGACCAAGAGUUGAAGACUUAAAAGUCCUGGAUUGCUGCUCCUGACACACAGACUUAAAAAUGCAUCGGAGUACUCGGAUCAAAAUCACUGAACUUAAUCCUCACCUCAUGUGUGCCCUGUGUGGCGGGUACUUCAUUGAUGCCACUACAAUUGUCGAAUGUUUGCAUUCAUUUUGUAAAACCUGCAUCGUACAUUACCUGGAAAGCAACAAAUUCUGUCCCAUGUGUGAUGUCCAAGUGCAUAAAACAAGGCCACUGCUCAGUAUCCGAGCAGACAAAACCUUGCAAGACAUUGUUUAUAAGCUGGUUCCUGGACUUUUUAAAGAUGAAAUGAAGAGGAGAAGAGACUUCUAUGCAGCUUACCCUACAACAGAUGUAGCCAACGGCACAAAUGAAGUUCGGGGAGAAGUUGCCGAAGAGAACAGAAGAAUUCUAAGAGAAGAUGAAAUAAUCAGUUUGUCAAUAGAAUUUUAUGAGGGAAACAGAAAUGAUAAGAAGAGAGUUAUGGAGAACGGAGAUAUUGAAAAGGAAAAGACAAACAGCCGGCGGUUCCUUCGCUGCCCAGCUGCUAUGACAGUGACGCUUCUGGCUAAGUUCCUGAGAAAUAAGAUGGAUAUCCCCUGUAAUUACAAAGUUGAAGUUUUGUUUGAAGAUGAACCAUUAAAGGACUAUUACACUCUCGUGGACGUUGCCUACAUAUAUCCGUGGAAAAGAAACUCGCCUCUCCCUCUGAAGUAUCGAGUACAGCCAACUUGCAAACGAUUAAAACUAAACCACAGAGCAAACACAGAUGGUGUCAACCUAAAUGGCAACUCAGAAAGUGACUCAGUCAGUGAGAAGGCAAACAGUCCUGCUACGGUGCCAUCAGCUUCCUCCUCCUUGCCGAGUCCGGUUGCUUCUUGCCAAGAGUCACCCAACCCAGGAAGUCAGACAAACACCCCAGCAGUUAUUACAGCUAACACAGCCUUACUCAACGGAAGCACAAACUGCCAUCAGAUGCCUUCUGAAGCCUGCACUGGACAUAAAGUGACUACAAAUGGUGUUACAGGUUCACCAUUAAGUUAAACAGCACCUUCUACUCAGAAGAUUAUAUAAAUAUAUAUCUAUAUAUAUAUAUAUAUAUUCAAACAUAUUUUCUAAUGAUUCACAAAGAGUACUUUAAUUUAAACUGUAGUAUCUAAAGGACAUUUAAAUGAAUCAGAUUUUUUCUUUUAUUUUUUUAUUUUGUUUAAAAAAAUAAUUUAUGGAGCAGCCCCAUCUGAUUUAUGGCGACACCACCAUCUUUUAAAGACAGUGUUUGCAAAAUUCUUUUCUACCGUUCCACUGCUCAAAAGGGGCAAAUUAGUUCCUAGCAUGUAGGCUGUAAAGAGAAGGGUGUGUAAGUUUCAGAUGCUAUGCAGACUGUUUUUAUAAGUAUAUCUGCUGUAGCUAGACUAACUGUGUUCCUUGAAGGGAUUUGUUGCACAUUGUUUGACAAUGCCCACUGUUUUAAAAAGUAAUUAGCUGUUCUCAGUGUAUAAUAUAUUGUCUGGCUUGGCAUUUUAAAACAACUGCAUGUAGUUCUUGGCAGCAUUUACGCUCUUUUGUUGUUUCUUUUUUUCCUAUACUCUCAUCUUAGAUAUAACCAGAAACUAUAAAGUAAUGAGGUCAUGCAAAGAAAACAUUUGCUUUACCAAAAACAUCGAUCAGCAUUCCGUCUUUGUGCACUACCAGAUGUUGCCAGUAGAUAGCAGUGUUACACAGCAGUGUUACACAUCUCCAUUCCCCUAAACUGCUGUAAACCACAGGGUGCUAAAAUAUAGAUUCAUAGAUUAUUUCUAGGCUAGCUGCCUUCAUGGACCAUUUUUAAGCCUAGCCAGUUACCCCCUGUGAGAAUUAAAUCCUGCACCUUGUGCUUCUAAGGUAAACACCUUAAGCAUUACACCACCCUCCCACCUGUUACAGAGCUUAUGUUGUAUAUGCAGUAACUGUUUCACCAAGUUGUUAGGGUCUGUAUAACUUCUUCAGAGCACACCUCUCAACUGUCCAUGACUUUGUAAUACUUUUGCCCUGUCAUCAUAAAAUUUUCAAUUUUCAGGUAUUUCAAUGAGGAUUCCAGUGAGUCACUAAUACCAGAUGUUAGAGAUCAGUUGAUCUUAAUUGUUGAUGCAAAAACCUGUUUAUUAACUUUUAAGUGAAUUACACUGCUAAUUAAAAAUUGUCCAUUAUUUUGGAUGUUUGACUGUCUCCCCAUGUUUUGCUAUUGUUCCUGAUUCUUUUGCAAAAAAGUUGAGAGUUAUACUUCACAGGCACCAUAACCAAGUCUGUGUAGUUGAAUUGCAAAAUAAUUCAGUGUAAUUGCACAAAAUGUAAUGAUCUUAGUUAUCUACAGUAUUUCUUGUGGGAGGCAAAGCCCCACUACCCUAUACAGGGCAUGACACCCUGUACAUUCAAAAAACUUAACCAAAACCUUAAUCCUAACCCCACCCCCAGUCUAAUCUUGGAGUUAAUGAAUUUGGGCACCUACUGCAGCAGUGAUACUCAACUAACUGGCAUUUUGUUGAGUUAACGCUCAGACAGAUUGAAUUAGACUAAAAUUGUUCAGCAACAUUUUCCACAAACAAGCACCCUGCACCCACUGUUACAGUAUAGUAUUUUAAGUCAUGCUUUUGGCCACUCAAACAGAACCAUUUACCAGUGUCUGUAAAAGUGUAUUUCAGUAUGAAACCACAUUUUAUACCGUUGUACUGUUUUAAAAUGAGGGUAUGCAAAGAUAAGUAUUUUUUAUAUAUAUAAUCUGAUGCUUUUGAGGUACCACAUCGUAAUCCCUUGCUUUUUUUCAUCUUUUUAACAGUUCCUUUACCAGGUGAAGCAGCUCACCUGUUAUGGUUCGCUUGUGCUAGGUUAUGCUAAUAAGUAGCUUUAUCCAUAUACAGGCUUGCAAGCAUUGGCUGCCAUCUUUUCAUCAUUGUAUGGUAGUCUAACUCUGAAGUGGCAAACACCAGGGAGGCAGCACUUCUUAACACAUGCACUUCACUAGUACACACCUGUCGGUAACAAGAGACUCACUUUCAGGUGUGAGAUGCUGGUGGACAAAGCAGUAGGGCCAGCACUUGACAAGGCAGCUGUUAUUAUAUGGCAGCCUAUUACACACCAGAAGGACUACCUGAGCUGUGAAGAUGCUGCAUAUUUACACCUGCAAAGAGCAAUAGUAUUAGUUAUAUUGUAGUCUGCUGUACUUUUAAUUGGAGUUGAGAGAGAGUGUCCCACAUGCCUGACUGCUUCACACAGUUGCUCAGGUUUACUUGGGAUCUUUUGAAUUGUUAGCCAGUGUAAUAUGGUCUCCACGUACUGAAUGCCCCCCAUUCUUAUUCUUAGGGAACCAAACCGAAAGAAUGACGUUCUUCAUUCUGAGUGUCAUUGUACUGUUGAUUACACUGUUGUUGUGAUUUCUGGAGUUACUCAGCAUAAAGGAGAUAACUGAAGCCUUGGUUUGGAAACUUUCAGUAGAAGUAAUGCAAACAAUGUAUGACACUGUCUAUUAUUGAUGCAGAAGGCACAGCUGAAUAUCGUCAGUCAUCUGCAGAGUAAAAUAGUAAGCUUCACUCAUCGUGUUGGCUGCCAUCUUGUGAUUUAUAGCUUGAGUCCUGCAGAUUGAAAAAAAAACGUAAAGCAAUAUUCCUUUCGCAUUAAAGAGGUGUUUCUGAUUUUAGAAGAUGGAGGCAUUUUAUCUUAAUUUGGCCACAGCAAAGUCAUCACUGCAAGGCUUGUAUUUAAAAUUUUGAAAAUCCAGACCAUGGCAUUUGUUUAUUCCCACCCCACCCCCUUUUUUAAUUACUUCAAAAGUCUGAGGUUAUGUUGACAUAAAACUGUAGUUGGAAAGUUCCUACAAGUUUUUUUCAGUCCACUUAAGUAGAAGUUUGGUAUAAGUACCUCUUUCUUAAUCUGGCUCUUUAACUUUGUUCUUCAUUAAAACAAAAAGCACCCCUAAUUUACUUUGCUUCUCACUUUGUAAAGUACACUUUUGUGAGACUCAUUUUGUUAGCUGGGUUUUCCUUUUAAUUUUUUUCUUCACUUGUGUUUGCUUGCAAGUGCCACAGUGAAUCUGGUGGUGUAAUCUUUGAGAUUUUGGAGGAUGUUGUAAGCUGUUAUAGCAAAAAUUGAUAUGGAGUUACCCUGUAGACCCACUUCACUAGUUCUGAUACAUUUCAGAACCGAGACCAGAAAGUGUUUAAUAAUGCAGUAUGAAGUAAAAGAUGUAAUGACAGAAUAUAUUUAAAAAGUGGUUCAAAGCCAGCCAAAAGCAGUGUAUGGGUAUAAAUAAUGCCUACAUCACUGUGUUUUCAGUUAUAAUUAAAGUUUGUAUUUUAUUUAUUUUUUUAUCUUUAUGAGCUCUUUAGUAGAAUUCCUUUAAUUCUUUAAUUUCAUUCAUAUAAUGCUGACAUCGGUACAUUUGUAUCAGCUAUAUCAGAAGGAUCUCCGUAAGGUCAUCACUUCAUUGUAAAAAAUUAUCCCAAUCCCUCCGAGCUACACGCUCUAGGGACCUAAACCUUGUCACCACAAUAAACAGACAUGCCGGAGGGAUAGAUACCUGUCCCAG
Protopterus annectens (West African lungfish) is the source of this 4726-nucleotide messenger RNA. RefSeq names its product polycomb group ring finger 2 (gene PCGF2). The coding region runs from base 208 to 1212 and encodes 334 amino acids. The transcript has 11 exons. NCBI's taxonomy places the organism in Eukaryota, Metazoa, Chordata, Ceratodontiformes, Protopteridae. The record is from RefSeq and is a predicted model, not a curated record. Gene Ontology annotation, molecular function: promoter-specific chromatin binding. Gene Ontology annotation, biological process: negative regulation of transcription by RNA polymerase II. Gene Ontology annotation, cellular component: PRC1 complex.